AUGGGCGCUAGUUGGAGUCAAUCAGGCUCUUGGCAGGAAGCAGUCACGAAGGAGCCAGGACUGUAUUAUUUCAACAUUAGACUGUGUGAUUUAGCCUGCGAUAAUGCGUCACAAUUAGCAAACGAGGUUAACAGUUCAAAUUUCGGACAGGAUGAGGUCCGAGAUGCGGUUCGGGGAUUUGAGGCAUGGCAGAAGGCGCAGGAGGACUUGAAGGGAUCCUUGUCAGUCCAGCGCUCUGCCCCCUCUACGGGCCCACUACUGGACCGCGUCGGCGGUCCCGAUGCCGUUAAGAGGAUGGUAGAGAUCUUUUGCCGCAAGCUGUAUGAUGAUGAACAGCUGUCUGUCUACCUGGAGCGCACCGAUAUGACGUCACUGAGAGCAAAGCAGUCCACCUUCCUGACCUGGUUGCUCGGACCCCGGGACAGACCCAACCCCAGCGCCCACGUGCGGACCGCCCACCUGCGGCUGAUCAAGCAGCGGGGCUUCGGCACCGAGCACUUCGAAUUGGGACUGACACAUUUCGAGGCGGCGCUGCGGGAAUACGGACUGAGCGAAGCGCUGGUGAAGGAGGUUAUGGUGAAGAUCCGGCCGUACAAGGUGGGCGAGGGAGGGAACCUAUCACAGCAGCUCGGGAAACCGCCGCUGCGGGGCCCUGGGCUGUGUGUGUGUUUGUGUGUGUGGGGGGGGGGCGGGGGGAGGGGAUGCAAUCGUGAGAGGAGAGGGAGUAAACCAUAA
Molecule: messenger RNA, 735 nt
Organism: Volvox carteri f. nagariensis
Lineage: Eukaryota; Viridiplantae; Chlorophyta; Chlorophyceae; Chlamydomonadales; Volvocaceae
Exons: 6
Coding region: 1-735 (244 amino acids)
Molecular function (GO): oxygen binding; heme binding
Source: RefSeq, a predicted model, not a curated record